GAUGGAUCGUUGAAGAUCCCAUGAUCAGCCAAUCAGAUAUAUAUAUUUGUCGGAAAUUAAUUGGAAAGGUGGUUGAAUCAACAAUGCCAGUUCAUGUAGUUUUACAUUUUUCAGACCCAAUUGAUAAAACAUUUGAGUUUACAGAACCAGACACGCUAGAACUUGGAAGGUCUUCGGGUUUCAUUGAAAAUGCCACCUUAAGUAGAAAGCAAGCUUUAUUUGAAAUAAGGGAUGGACGAGUUUACGUUACCGCGCUCGGAUCCAAUGCAAUGAUGAAAGGAAGUAAGACAAUUCGAAAAAAUAACAAAAUAGAAAUAUUCGACGGAGAUACUUUAACAUUGAUGCAGAAAAAAUAUCCAUUUACAGUUACGAUAACUCAAACAGAACAAAAUGUUUCGGAUUUAGAUA
Molecule: messenger RNA, 408 nt
Organism: Funneliformis caledonium
Lineage: Eukaryota; Fungi; Glomeromycota; Glomeromycetes; Glomerales; Glomeraceae
Source: the annotation of a GenBank genome assembly